This is a messenger RNA of Camellia sinensis, 1232 nucleotides long. Lineage: Eukaryota; Viridiplantae; Streptophyta; Magnoliopsida; Ericales; Theaceae. The record is from RefSeq and is a predicted model, not a curated record.
AAAUGACGCGCCAAGUGCGCUCAUUAGCUGGUGCGCAUCGUGACACACUCGGCGCAGAUUAGUUUUGUCCACACAUUAUGACUCUAUAUAUAUCUCAAUCCAUCACUGGCAGUGGUAGUUAUACUUAGCUUGAAGUCAGCGGAUUACCAACGAAAAGCUGGUGCUCAUUUACGAUCAGAUAAGUCUCGGGUUUAAUGGACCAAGUGGUUGCUGAAAAUGGAGUUCAACAGGUUGAAUUACUUUUUGCUGUUAAUGAUGAUCAUGGAGGUGUAAUAGUGGAAAUGAAGGAACCUAUGGAUUCCAAGGCCUUUCUUUCUCUGCUCAGGGCUUCAAUAUCACAGUGGAAGCAACAGGGCAAGAAUGGUGUUUGGAUUAAAUUGCCCAUUGGACUUGUAAAUCUCGUUGAAACUGCAGUUAAGGAGGGGUUUCGGUACCACCAUGCUGAGCCUCAUUACCUGAUGCUCGUAUACUGGAUUCCUGAAGCAGCUAGUACUGUCCCUGCAAAUGCUACACACCGAGUAGGUGUUGGUGCUAUUGUCAUGAAUGAUAAAAGAGAGUUGCUUGUGGUCCAGGAAAAGAGUGGAAGAUUACAAGGCAAAGGUAUUUGGAAGAUCCCGACAGGAGUAGUGGAUGAGGGUGAGGAUAUCUUUGCAGCAGCAGUGAGAGAAGUAAAAGAAGAAACAAAUAUUGACACAGAGUUUGUGGAAAUACUAGCUUUUAGGCAAUUUCACAAGGUAUUCUUUGAGAAGUCAGAUUUAUCCUUCCUCUGCAUUCUGAGUCCACUAUCCUUCGACAUUCAGAAGCAAGAAUUAGAGAUUGAGGCAGCCCAGUGGAUGCCAUUCGAGGAAUAUGCAGCCCAACCCAUUACUCAGAAACACGGUCUUUUCAAGUACAUUUCUGAAAUAUGUUUAGCAAAGGUAGACAGAGAGUACGUUGGAUUUUCACCACUGCCAAUGACAUCAUCUUUUGAUGAUCAAGUAACUUACAUUUAUUUGAACAACCAUGAUCUGAACCAGUGAAAUUCCACAUUCAUUCAACUUAGAGUUGAAGGCUGUAUCAUUUUCUAUGUAACUUUAUUUUAUUUGACAUGUCAAUGGAAAUUACUUUUGUUUCUCUCUAUAUUUUCUUGAUGAGUUCAAGUCUCUUUAUUGGGAAAUGUAACCUGAGCCGCUUGGUUGUCUGUAGGGGACCCCUUUUGCUCUAAUAUUAAUGAUGGAGAAUUAAUGUUAUGA